ACAUGAUACAAUUAAAAUAAAAUGAAGUCCUGUUAAGACAUAAUUUGAACAUUUGAAAUGAAUCAGUUGCAUUCGAGGAGUCAGAACGAAAUGAACGUUUGGAAAGGAAAAGUUUUAACAGAUGUACCCUUCGGUCAUGUCUUGAUAUUUAGUGGAAAAGUUAAACCAAAUCCAAUUAAAAUCUCAUUGGAUUUGACAGAUAAUAUCAGCGUGAAAAAUGAAAGUGAAACAGUUUACUUAAAACUGGAGGCAAAUUUUCGUGAAAAUCAAAUUAUACGUUCCAUGUUUCAGCCGGGCGAAGGUUGGCAACAGGAAGAAAUUUCGAAAAACUGGAAAAGUGAAGGACCAAAAAAUCCUCUAAUGCCAGGUCAAACCUUUACAUUUCGUAUUGCAAUAUUACAAAAAUGCUUUGAAAUCUAUGUAAAUGAUAACAUUUAUGGAACAUUUGAAUUUAUUAAAUUUCCAAAGCAAAUUCAAUACGCAAUGAUUUAUGGUGAUUUUGAAAAAAUAACACAAUUCCAUCAUCGUAUGUUGUAUCCCCUAGUCUUUCCAAAGGGACUUAUAUGUCCCGAAAGAAUUGCAUUUCAAAGUGACGUCCCAAGGAAAUAUGAAGCAGGAACUGUUGUUGCUAUGGAAUGCAUUGUCAAAGGACCACCGAAUACUGAGUUUUCCAUAUGUUUCCAGUGCAAUGAUAGCGGUCGUAUUGUUUUGAAAUUCCUAGUAAAUUUUGAAAAGACUGCAGUUGUACGAAGCUAUCAAAGGGAGGAUAAUAGUUUCUGUUCGGAUGAUGAAGAAACGGAUGGUGAAUUCCCCUUUCAACGUGGCAAAUUAUUUAAAAUCGCUUUUGGCGUUGGUGACAGAGCAUUUAUUAUUGCCGUUAAUGGCCAAUAUUUUACUUACUACAAUUAUCCCUUCCGUUCUUUCUCCAUCUCAACAUUGAAAUGUUUGACAAAUAUUGUUGGCGAUUUUACCGUUAAGAAUAUUGAAUAUCAUUCGGAUUCUCCAUUACUAGAUCGUGUUGAAAAAUUGUCUUUGAUUUGAAAUAAGUAUUAUACGAGUUAAAGUAAU
Molecule: messenger RNA, 1068 nt
Organism: Calliphora vicina (urban bluebottle blowfly)
Lineage: Eukaryota; Metazoa; Arthropoda; Insecta; Diptera; Calliphoridae
Product: 32 kDa beta-galactoside-binding lectin lec-3
Exons: 5
Coding region: 58-1041 (327 amino acids)
Molecular function (GO): carbohydrate binding; galactoside binding
Source: RefSeq, a predicted model, not a curated record